Molecule: messenger RNA, 888 nt
Organism: Phycodurus eques (leafy seadragon)
Lineage: Eukaryota; Metazoa; Chordata; Actinopteri; Syngnathiformes; Syngnathidae
Gene: nudt4a
Product: nudix (nucleoside diphosphate linked moiety X)-type motif 4a
Exons: 6
Coding region: 80-679 (199 amino acids)
Biological process (GO): diphosphoinositol polyphosphate metabolic process; diadenosine pentaphosphate catabolic process; diadenosine hexaphosphate catabolic process
Cellular component (GO): cytoplasm; nucleus
Molecular function (GO): bis(5'-adenosyl)-hexaphosphatase activity; endopolyphosphatase activity; bis(5'-adenosyl)-pentaphosphatase activity
Source: RefSeq, a predicted model, not a curated record
ACCUGAACCCAACCUCCAGUCCAUGUUCACUGAACGACCAGACGCAGCUGGACGCAGAUGAGGAAAAGUCUCGACAUGAAUGAAGCAAAUGCACACUUUGACAUUUUACAUGAUGAAGUUUAAACCCAACCAGACCAGGACUUAUGACGGUGAAGGCUUUAAAAGACGAGCGGCGUGUUUGUGUUUCAGAAACGAGUUCGAAGAAGAGGUGCUACUGGUGAGCAGCAGCCGACAUCCAGACCAAUGGAUUGUGCCAGGGGGAGGCGUGGAGCCUGAUGAGGAACCCUGCGAGGCAGCUGUUAGAGAGGUGUAUGAGGAGGCUGGGGUUAAGGGAAAGCUUGGCAGACUUCUGGGAAUUUUUGAGCACAACCAAGACAGAAAGCACAGGACAUAUGUCUAUAUCCUCAUUGUCACAGAGAUACUGGAGGACUGGGAGGACUCUGUCAACAUAGGAAGAAAACGUAAAUGGUUCAAGGUUGACGAAGCCAUCCGGGUGCUGCAUAGCCACAGGCCUGUCCAUGCUGAAUACCUGCACAGAUUCAAGAACACCUGUAACUCCACCUGCAGCCCAGCGUGUCACUCAACCAACGGCAACACAGUGGGCUUACAAGUGAUGGACAACAACACUCCUCUCUGCGUUGUUAGUGCCACACAAACCUCGGAUCUCCUCAACCGAUAAGAGAGAUUCUUGUAGGACUGCGAGAUGGACUUAUCUGAAACACACUGCGACCUACAUUACUUGCACAGUUGUAAACUAUGAAGUAUGGACUCCCAUGAUAUUGAUUUAAACCCAUUUUCAAAUGGGCUUGGAGAGUGCCAAAAUGUUUUCCAGUUACAGUUGAAUGCAUUUUUAUACAACCCCAAUUCCAAUCAAGUUGGGACAUUGUG